AUAAUGCAUCCCAAAUUGGAGUUGAUCGCAGCCGCCUGCUCCAACAAUGGCAUCGGAGUGAAAGGGGACUUGCCUUGGCGUCUCAAAUCGGAAAUGGCAUUUUUUACUAGGAUGACAAGUGAAACCAAAGACGAAAACAAGAAAAAUGCCGUAAUCAUGGGAAGGAAAUCUUGGGACAGCAUUCCACCCAAUCACAGGCCUCUGAAUAAUCGCUUGAACAUCGUCCUGACUCGACAAGACUUGGAUUUGGGCAGUGAAGCCACAGUUUGCAAAUCCCUGGAGGAGGCGGUGUCCUUGCUGACGUCCCCUCCAUUGAGGGAGCAGAUUGAAAGACUCUGGGUCAUUGGUGGAAGUUCCAUUUAUGAGGCUGCUUUGAAGUCUCCCUUCUGUCACCGAGUAUAUCUCACCGACAUUAUGGCUGAUUUUGAAUGUGAUACCUUCUUCCCCGACAUGGAUAUUGGGAAAUUUGAGCUGGUGGAGGACCCUGCAGUGCCUGACGGAAUUCAAGAGGAAAAAGGUAUCCGAUUCAAGUACCAGGUUUUCCAGCUUAAGCAAGACAAUUGA
Cloeon dipterum is the source of this 564-nucleotide messenger RNA. RefSeq names its product dihydrofolate reductase-like. Gene Ontology annotation, molecular function: dihydrofolate reductase activity; NADP binding. Bases 4 to 564 code for a protein of 186 amino acids. The transcript has 4 exons. Gene Ontology annotation, cellular component: mitochondrion. Lineage: Eukaryota; Metazoa; Arthropoda; Insecta; Ephemeroptera; Baetidae. The record is from RefSeq and is a predicted model, not a curated record. Gene Ontology annotation, biological process: folic acid metabolic process; glycine biosynthetic process; dihydrofolate metabolic process.